This is a messenger RNA of Oncorhynchus kisutch (coho salmon), 9394 nucleotides long. Its product is annotated as protein scribble homolog. The coding region runs from base 1112 to 7393 and encodes 2093 amino acids. Gene Ontology annotation, cellular component: postsynaptic membrane; adherens junction; postsynaptic density. Gene Ontology annotation, molecular function: protein kinase binding. Gene Ontology annotation, biological process: neurotransmitter receptor transport, endosome to postsynaptic membrane; neurotransmitter receptor transport postsynaptic membrane to endosome; establishment or maintenance of epithelial cell apical/basal polarity. The transcript is spliced from 47 exons. The record is from RefSeq and is a predicted model, not a curated record. Lineage: Eukaryota; Metazoa; Chordata; Actinopteri; Salmoniformes; Salmonidae.
GAAGGUCGUGGUUAGCACUCCCCACCACAUUUUUACAACAGCACCACACACCCGGCCGGAGAGUGAGGAAACUCCCCAGCGGACUAUUUAACUACAGAGGUUUCCUUUAGACCGGUAUUUGGUCAAAUAGCUUAUGUUUGUUCGCUAAAUGAAGACCGAGACAAAAGCCCGAAGACCCACACAGGUUGCCCGCAUCCCUCCAGACUCCUGCGUGGCCCUCCAGACGAGCGCAGCUUGCCACAAAGCGGCGGUACCUCCGGUUUAGUGAACAUAAUCCUGUUGCUGAUAUUGUGGGUUCAACAUUUUGUUGGUUUAAACGCUUCCUAUGACUUCUGGUUAUUAUUUUCAGUGCAAAUAGUUAGUGAAAGACUGCCAAUUUUCGGGUUUGAAUUCCUAAGGUCGUUUAUAUUGCAGUUUGUUUCCGUAGCCUAAAGAGGCACGAGAGAUCACAAAGGUGGCUAAUGUUAGCGACUAGCUCGCGACACCAACGAGUUCCAUCUCCGUACGUACCUUCGAGAGGUCGUUCGGUGUGCUUACACCGGACUACUCGCAUUAAGCAGCAGAGCACACAUUCGUAACGGGGAACCAAUUACUAUUUGCCUAGUUAGUUGGCGAUCUUGCUGGACAGGCCAGCUUCCUUGUAUCAAAUAACAAAUGGGCUAGUGUUAGCUAACGCUGACUGAGCUGCUUUAAUAUUGUCGCACAAGUAAGGAAAUUAAAACGUUCAUUUAAUUUCGUAGUUUGUUCUUUUAGAUUAUCCGUAUGAUGGCAUUUUAAUGAAAAUAUACUAAGUUAACAAUCAAGGAAGAUAACUUUAGCUAUUAUAUUUGUAUGUAUCAAUCACAUUUUAGUUUGAUUUGAGUCGCUGAGAGCCAACGAAAAGGACUGGAGUUGGGAUAUCAAUUGACGAUCGGAAUUAAUUCUGUCCCUGGUUUUAACCGGAUUUUUGGCCUCUGGAUCGACGUGGGAGCAGCGGGAUUUCGACGUCCACUCUUAUCUGUCACUGUCGAUAUUUUUUCCUCUCCCUCCUCCCCCACAACCGUUCCCCGUUUCUCUCUCCGAUGCGGAUUGUUGAGUAGCACCGGCAACCAAAUCAAUACGGCAGCCGGACAUGCUGAAGUGUAUCCCUUUGUGGCGCUGUAACCGCCACGUCGAGUCGGUGGACAAGCGACAUUGCAAUUUGCAAAAUGUCCCUGACGAGAUAUUCCGCUACAGCCGCAGUCUGGAAGAGCUUCUCCUCGACGCCAACCAACUCAGAGAUUUACCCAAGCCUUUCUUUAGACUUCUGAACCUGCGGAAGCUGGGCCUGAGUGACAAUGAGAUCCAGAGGCUCCCUCCUGAGGUGGCCAACUUCAUGCAGCUGGUGGAGCUUGACAUCUCCAGAAACGACAUUCCUGAGAUCCCCGAGAGCAUUAAGUUCUGCAAGGCGUUGGAGAUUGCAGACUUCAGUGGAAACCCCCUCUCCAGGUUGCCUGAUGGUUUCACUCAGCUGCGAGGGCUCGCCCACCUGGCCCUCAACGACGUGUCACUGCAGACACUGCCCAACGACAUAGGAAACCUGGCCAACCUGGUGACGCUGGAGCUCAGGGAGAACCUGCUCAAGUCCCUGCCCACGUCGCUCUCUUUUCUGGUGAAACUGGAACAGCUGGACCUGGGCAGCAAUGAACUGGAAGUGUUGCCAGACACACUUGGUGCUCUCCCUAAGCUACGGGAGCUGUGGUUGGACCGUAACCAGCUCUCCUCAUUGCCACCAGAGCUGGGGAACCUGCGGAGGCUGGUGUGUCUAGACAUGUCAGAGAACCGCCUGGAGGAGUUGCCCUCGGAGCUGAGCGGCCUGCUGGCCCUCACUGACCUGCUGCUCACACAAAACCUCCUGGAGGUGGUCCCUGACAGCAUUGGCUCUCUGAAGCAGCUGUCCAUCUUGAAAGUGGACCAGAACCGACUGACCCACCUGAGCGACUCCAUAGGGGAGUGUGAGAACCUGACGGAACUCGUGCUGACCGAGAACCUCUUACAGACUCUGCCUCGCUCGCUGGGCAAGCUGAAGAAGCUGACCAAUCUGAAUGCGGACCGCAACCGGCUGGGCGGCGUGCCCGAUGAGCUGGGCGGCUGCGCCAGCCUCAACGUGCUCUCCCUCAGGGACAACCGUGUGGCCAAGCUGCCUGCCCAGCUGGCCGACGCCACCGAGCUCCACGUGCUAGACGUGGCAGGGAACAGGUUACAGAACCUCCCGUUUGCCCUGGCCAACCUCAACCUGAAGGCCAUGUGGCUGGCAGAGAACCAGUCCCAGCCCAUGCUCAAGUUCCAGACGGAGGAUGAGGAGAGCACCGGGGAGAAGGUGCUCACCUGCUACCUGCUACCCCAGCAGCCUUCCUCUAGCCUGGAGAACCUGCUCCAGAACAGUGUGGACGACAGCUGGACAGACAGCAACCUGAACCGCGUGUCUGUCAUCCAGUUCCAGGAGGAGACCACCAAGCAGGAGGCGGAGGAUGACGAGGCGGCCGCGGAGCGCAGGGGUCUCCAGCGGCGGGCGACACCACACCACAGUGAGCUGAAGGUGAUGAAGAAAGGGAUUGAGGAGAGGAGGAACGAGGCCUACACUUCCAGAGCGGAUGGAGAGACUGAGUCCCCUGGUGCUGAGGAGAAGCGGCUGAGUGAUCUGUCCAAUCAGAGCCACGACUCUGCGGCGUCCAACAGUACGGCCUCGGCCAACUCCCACGAAGAGAGGCGGGGCCUGAUGACCACAGACCUGGUGGGUGGGCGUGGGCCCCAGGAGGUGGAGGCGCUAGAUGAGAUGGAGGUGGAGUACAUAGAGCCCACGGUGCACUUUGCAGAGGAGCCCAUGUACCGGGGUGGGGACGACGAUGAGGAGGGUGAGGAUGGGGUCCCACACGGCUACGAAGAGGAACAACAGAGGCCCCAGUUCCCUACGGAGAAGCAGCGUCUGAUCAGGAAGGACACGCCGCACUACAAGAAGCACUUCAAGAUCACCAAGCUGCCAAAACCCGAGGCGGUGGCCGCGUUACUGCAGGGCUUCAGCCCCGACGCUCACCUGGCCCAACACCCAGCCUCGCACCACACUGCCCCUGAGGAGGAGGAAGAAGAGGAGGAGGAGGAAGAGGAGGAAGAGGAGGAAGGGGAGGAAGGGGAGGAGUGUAUGGUAACUCCACAGCGCCACAACAGGAUAGAAGAGCCAGAGCUGGAGGAUAGGAGUCUGCUUCAUGCCAACUCCUCCCUGCAGCCGGUCAAGGGGGUGUCAUUUGAUCAAGUCAAUAAUCUGCUGAUUGAGCCUGCUCGAAUUGAGGAGGAAGAGCACAACCUGACCAUUCUACGGCAAACUGGGGGUCUGGGCAUCAGCAUAGCCGGAGGAAAGGGAUCCACACCCUACAAGGGGGAUGAUGAGGGCAUCUUCAUCUCCAGGGUGUCUGAGGACGGACCUGCAGCCCGGGCUGGGGUCAAAGUGGGAGACAAACUUCUCGAGGUGAACGGCGUGGCCCUCCAGGGUGCUGAGCACCACACGGCGGUGGAAGCCCUGCGCAGCUCGGGCACCGCCGUCUCCAUGAGCGUCAUCCGGGAGCACAUGGUGGAGCCGGAGAACGCCAUCACCACCACGCCGCUGAGGCCCGAGGACGACUACUUCCCCCGGGAGAGACGGGCCAGCGGGCUGCCCUUCUGCAUGGAGGCCAGCUCCCCCGCAGGCCCCCGACACAGGCGGUCUACCUGCCUGGUCCGCAACGACAAGGGCCUGGGCUUCAGCAUCGCCGGGGGCAAGGGCUCCACAGCCUACCGCACGGGGGACUUGGGGAUCUACAUCUCCCGAAUCGCAGAGGGAGGGGCGGCCCACCGAGACAGCACGCUCCGCGUCGGGGACAGGGUCAUCACGAUCAAUGGUGUAGACAUGACAGAGGCCAGGCAUGACCAGGCAGUAGCGCUGCUUACCGGCACCUCCCCCACCAUCGCCCUCCUGGUGGAGCGCGACCAGGCCGAGCCGGGCACCGCAGGGGGCUCCCCGGGCCUGUCCCGCGCCCGCGCUCACUCCCCCCCACCCCCAGAGCCCUCCGACUCACCCGAUCAGGAGGAGGGCAACGACGACUCGCCCCAUGGGACCCACCUGAGCCGGCCGCUGCAGGACGAGUACCCCAUCGAGGAAGUGAUGUUGGUGAAGGCGGGCGGCCCUCUGGGACUGAGCAUCGUGGGAGGCAGCGACCAUGCCAGUCAUCCGUUCGGCGUCAGCGAGCCUGGUGUCUUCAUCUCGAAGGUGAUCCCGCAUGGCUUGGCGUGUCAGAGUGGGCUGCGGGUCGGGGACAGGAUACUGGAGGUGAACACCAUCGACCUGCGCCACGCCACCCACCAGGAGGCUGUUAAAGCCCUGCUCUCUAACAAACAGGAGAUCCGCAUGCUGGUGCGCAGGGACCCCUCACCGCCGGGGAUGCAGGAGAUAGUGAUCCAGAAGCAGACUGGAGAGAAGCUGGGCAUCAGCAUACGUGGCGGUGCCAAAGGCCACGCUGGUAACCCUUUCGACGCCACCGAUGAGGGCAUCUUCAUAUCCAAGGUGAGCUCCAGUGGUGCAGCGGCCAGAGACGGCCGUCUGCUGGUGGGCAUGCGGAUCCUGGAGGUGAGCAACCACAGCCUGCUGGGCAUGACCCACACGGAGGCCGUGCGUGUGCUCCGCGCCGUGGGAGACACCCUGUUCAUGCUGGUGUGUGACGGCUUCGACCCAGGCAACGCUGCCGCCAUAGAGGCGUCGCCGGGCAUCAUUGCCAACCCAUUUGCGGCGGGCAUCGUGCGUAAGAACAGCAUGGAGAGCAUCUCCUCUAUAGACCGAGACCUGAGUCCGGAGGAGAUGGACAUCCUACAGAAGGAGGUGGAGAUGGCGCGAGAGACGUCCCAGUGGGAGAGAGAAGAGGUGGAGCGCAUGCGCUUGGAGCGUGAGGAGGCUACUCGCCUGCUAGAAGAGGAGACCGAGAACCUGGGCACUGGACCUCUGAAUCUGGAUUACCGGACGCUGGCUGCACUGCCCACCACCGCUCUGCAGAAGGUCAACAGGUUCGCUCCCUCUGUCUGUGUGACUGCCUUCAUGGAGGCCCCCCUGCAGACCCAAUGUUCUGCCCCCUUAGAGCCCCUGGGCUUUGGCCUGGGGCAGCCCUCCACCUCCCUCUACCACGUGGACCCCCAUGCUUUGCCUCAGUCCUGCCCCACUAUGAUCACAGAGGCCGAGCACCUCUACAUGUCCCAGCACUCUCCCAGUCCCGCCAUCACCUCCUUCAAUCAAGAAGCAGCUAGACAGGAAGCCCCGCCUACCGGUGAAGAUGAAGAGGAGGAGAUUCUGGUGGACUCCCAGCCAAUUAACUUCAGCGAGAACCCCUUCCUGGUGGCCAAUCGCAAGGGAAAGGGCCGCCCCCCCUCGGAGUGUAUCCUAUCAGGACCUCCCAUGGGCUACGGGAGCGGUGGCAAGUUGCAGCCCUGGUUGUUCAGCAAGGCACCCUCCACUGAGCACCCCAGGACAGACAGUCCCAUUAGAGAUGCCCCCUACUCACCUAGCACACAACCGCCCAGUGCUCAUUCCUCCACCAGUUCCCUGUGUGCAGGCAGGGAGACCCGCUUCGCAAGCAUUCAUUUCCCCCCCACUGCACUGCCUGCCAAGAAUAACUCUCCAUUGAGUCCCUAUGAGACGAGGCCGGGUUCCAUCCAGCCACUCUCCCGUGGUGGCGGGCGGCCAAGCACCUCGCCAGGCACUCCGGACGGGCACAGCAGAGACGGGCACAGCAGUCCCAACCCCUUCCAGCAUGGCCCCUCCCCCAUCAACUCCCAGACCUCUCUGCAGCCUCGUGCCCCCUCCCCUGACACAAUCGAUGAGUUCUCCCUGAACCCCAAGCAGGCAUACAAGGCGUUUGCCGCCGUGCCUCACUCGCUGGCCAUGCUGGAGCCGCCGCUGCAGGACCUGUAUGGCCAGAGGAACAACAUCCACUCCAACCUGCCUUCUCCUUCUCUAGAGCCUGAGCUGAACAACGAGGUGUUUGAGGAUGAGGUAGAGGGGGACGGAGGACUAGGUGGAGGUCUGGCAGCCCACGUCUCUCCCCGACCCUCCCUCACCUCUGACCGUCGGGACUAUAUGAGUCUGGCAGCAGUGCCACGCCUCUCCAGAGCCUCAAUGGACAUGGUCGUAAAGACGCCAUCUCCUGGGGGCAGAGACAGCCCAGAGCAACGCUCCUUCAGGGACAGACAGAAGUACUUUGAGAUCGACAUGAAGCAGCAGACGCCCGACAGCAAGCCCAAAGGCCGCGUGUCCCUGGUGGGAGCAGAUGACCUGAAGAAGAUGAGGGAGGAGGAAGAGAGGAGAUUUGAGCAGCGGGCGCGGGAGUACCUGAUGGAUGACGAUGAUGAGGAGGAGGACGACCUGGUGACGCAGAUGGGAGUGUUGAAGGCCACGGGCAAGGUGUUGCUGGACGGGGUGGAGUACAAGGUGGAGCCUGUGGCCACGCCCCCCAGGCACUAUAACACGCCCCCCAGCUACAGCGCCACGCCCCCUAGCUACUGUGGCAGCUCAGGGCCUUCGUCAGUUGAUGGUAAAGGAGACUCCCAGAGGAAUUCCUUAGAGGAGAGCUUCAGGUUGGAUCAGCAGCGGCCCAACUCCAUGACUGGUCUGAUCCCAGUGUACCCUGGAGAGUCGGGGGCUCCCAUCCGGACGGCCAAGGCAGAGCGGAGGCAACAGGAGCGGCUGAGGAUGCAGAGUCCAGAGCUGGCCCCGGCCGGAGACAAGGACCUGUCCCCCGCCGAGAAACGGGCUCUGGAGGCCGAGAAGAGAGCCAUGUGGAGGGCAGCAAGGCCCUAUGGCCUAGAGGAGGAUGUUAGGCAGUAUGAGCAGGACCUGGCUAAGAGGCUCUACCAGUCGCGAGUGAGGGCGUCUCAGGGCACCGUGCCGCCCCCUCAGCCCCAAAACGCUGCCGCUUCCUCCGCUGCCUCCCAGCUCAGGAUGAAGUCUCUGGAGCAGGAUGCUCUGAAGGCUCAGAUGGUCAUCGCUAAGUCUCGGGAGGGAAAGAAGCGUGGCACACUAGACCAGCUGGCCGAGUCACCCUCGCCCGCCCCCACGCCAUCCCCUACCCCUCUGGAAGAUUUCAGUCCCAGAGGAGUGACGUCACCAGGCAGACUGUCCCUGUCGGAAAAGAAGUUUGACUACCGACAGUUUGCUGCCAUUCCUUCUUCCAAACCCGUAUACGACAUCCAGUCCCCUGACACGGUCGACGACUUUCAGUUCAUUGACGACGGCUCCAGUAACCCUGUGCCCGCUGAGGUCCCCACUGCCACCUCAACGCUGGAGGAGAUGGCCCUCUACAGAAACAAGCGCAAGCUGAGGCAGGGCCGCCGCAGCCUGGAGACCGCCGUGCCCACAUAACACCUCACACACCUACCGCAGGAGACUCAGGUGUGACACACACACACACACGCACAGGUGGCGCUGAGUCAUUAUACACUACACACACACAAGUUUGGGAGAUGCGUCCCAUGUAACCACUGCAGAGACUAUGAUGCUGAUAAUCAACAAACACACAUACCAUGUCAUGUCCUGCGUGCCAGUCUUGCCUUGACAGUCUGAGGAUGAGUUGGCAUCAACACAAGGCCCAACGAGGGCCUGUGAGGCUAGCAUUUCGUUUCAACGUUUUCCUUUUCAUUUGGGUUAUUUUUCUUCAGUUUGCGUUUUAGAAGCUGAAUUAUAUUAACAGGCGACUUAUGUUUUUAUUUUAGCGCCUCUGAUUUUUUGCCGUUUUAAAAGAAAAAUGUGUUCUGGAAGAGCAAUGGAGAAGAAAAAAAAAGAAAUGUGUAGCUGUAAUACUAACUUUUCAGAUGCUAUUUUGGAGGAUUUCAGUGAAUAGAUUGUGAAAUGUCAGGGUUUUUAGCGGGCUUUGGGAGUGUAUAUAUUGUAGGAGGUGGGAACAUACUGCUACCUUCACUGCCACGUGUGCAAUGCAUUUUAAACACUACGUACAUAUCUCGAUUGCACUGCCGUACUGCUUAGAAAACAUUUUCAUCUUUUUAAAUAAUUUAUUUUGCUUGCGUUUUAUUACUCUAAUCUGAAGCCUCCCCUGUAAUACAUUGUUGUUAAUCCCUGUACAACCAAACAAUGGCGUGGCGCAUAGCAUUUUAUUUAUCCUAAUGACAUCAAAGCAUAUGGUAUCAUAUUCAUAAUGAUCUUAUGAGGCAACCGCCUUUUUUAAUCAUUCUCAACCCGCUUCUUUUUUUGGGGGGGCUAAUAAAUACAUUUGUUUUCACUUUGUAAACCAGGUUCUGACUGAUGAAACGUCCCUAAUGUAGCAUGGUACAUGUACGGGCUGUCACAUACUCUUGUAGGGAAACUGAUCUCAGUACAGUUUGAUAUCAGUGGACCAGUGUAAAGGAGCUGUCCUAGACCAGGUUUAUGAGUGUCAGAAUCCCAUUCUAGAGAAUGUAACGACACUGGAGAGACCAGCAGACAUGCAUAUAUUGACAGAAAUCUGAUGAGCCUCUAGUCCUAAUUCAAAAUGCCUGUCAAUUUGUGAACAUAAACUCAGUAUCAGAUUCAUCUCCAUUGACAUUAUAUACGGUACUUUCCCAGCCCUUUUUGGGACAUAAUUUGUCAAUGUGAAUCUCACUCAUAUCUUUCAUAUCUGGAUAGUAUUCUAGAUUUGGCAGGUGAAGGUAGCAGGUGUUUGCUUAUUUUUGUAUCUGUCUUUGGUUAAUUUAAAUCUGACGCCACUGAAAAUCCUUUAUCAUUGUGUGAAUAAUGUACAAAAUACUAAAAGGAAAGCAAAACUUAACGGUCGGAACUGAGCCAGUCUACGAAGCCACGACCAAGCAAGUGUCUGGACUGGGGAGCUCUCACUCUUGCUCUCUCGCCUUUGCUCUUUUUUUCUCUCACUCUCUUUUUCUCUCGCUCUCUCUGCAUGUAUAUUGGCUUUACUGUGAGAACCUGUAGAGGCAGAAAACAUUUUGUUAAUCCCUCUCAAUCUCAUUCGACCAUCAUUCUCAAUCUCUUUCCUCUGCUUUACCUGCUGCUGUCAGUGGAUGUUAUCUGAUUGCAGGAUUAUUGGAGAAGCGCGUUUUAAUCAUAGCUUUCUGUGUUGCUCUCCCUGACUGAAAUUCAGUUAGGUUGAUAACAUUUGCAAAUGGCUGAUUUUCUUAGUAGGUAAAACUUUCCAGACAACAGGAUUCACUACAUUUUUAAGGCAGAACUGUUUGAUCUCUUCUUGAAUUAUCUUGGGGCUGUUGUUUUUUCCAAAUGGGUCGGAGGAGAAGGGCAGAAGUGCUGGGGUCAAGGGUUAGAGCUCAUCCAAGACUGUAACUAGUGAAUUUGUACAACCAAAGAAGUCUAUUUUGUCGUUCAGGAACAAUAAAAUUUACUUUUCAUUUAACAAACUGA